AUGCUGCGUUGCUUAGUUUUGCAUUUGGAGAACAUCGAGCUUCAGAAACUCGUGACCACUGCUUAUGAAUCCAAUGCUGCUUUCUUCGAUACGGCCGAACGCUAUGGAUCGCACUACAAGACGGCCAUGGGUAUGGGUUGGGGUGAAACGGAGAAAAUGACCAGGAUGCUUCUGGACCGCAUUCCUCCGAAGGAAAAAGCGGAACGCAUAACACCGGUCAUCGCGACUAAAUUCACGCCGUCACCGUGGAGAACGAGCGUGCAAAGUGUAGUAGAAGCCUGUGAACAAUCACGGGAACGUUUGGGGGUGGAGCAGAUUGAUCUAUACCAACUGCACAUGCCAGAUAUUGUGCAGCCUUUUCGCUUCUUCGGCAAGGAGGAUAAUAAGGAUGCUAUUUAUUGGGAUGGAUUGGCGGAAUGCUAUCACCGUGGGCUCGUAAAGAACGUGGGUGUAUGCAACUACGGACCAACAUUGGUUACGCGAUGUCAAGAGGCACUGGCGAAACGAGGUGUUCCGCUGGCUUCCAAUCAGAUUGCCUUUUCCUUAAUGGGCCGCCACAACGGUGCUCAAGAAACUCUAGACAAGUGCAACGAAAUGGGAGUCAAAGUGCUUGCUUUCUUUCCUUUUGCUAUGGGUCUCUUGACAGGAAAGUAUUCCUCAAAUGAUCUGUCCAAAAUUCCGUUGAAGGAAUCACCUAUUUUGAGCUUGGCUGAAAGCAUUGCUCCACUAUUGAUGGCAAUGGAACAAAUUUCAAAAGUACGGAAUAAAUCGGUCGCACAGGUGGCUCUGAAUUACAUUAUUUGCAAAGGGGCAAUUCCGAUCCCGGGAGCUCGAACAAACGCUCAAGUCUUCGACAACAUUGGAGCCAUGGGAUGGCGUUUGACCAAUACGGAAGUAGCAUUGCUGGAGCAAACUGCC
Molecule: messenger RNA, 918 nt
Organism: Phaeodactylum tricornutum CCAP 1055/1
Lineage: Eukaryota; Bacillariophyta; Bacillariophyceae; Surirellales; Neidiaceae
Product: aldehyde reductase
Exons: 2
Cellular component (GO): cytoplasm
Source: RefSeq, a predicted model, not a curated record